Molecule: messenger RNA, 2448 nt
Organism: Marchantia polymorpha subsp. ruderalis
Lineage: Eukaryota; Viridiplantae; Streptophyta; Marchantiopsida; Marchantiales; Marchantiaceae
Source: the annotation of a GenBank genome assembly
UGCUAGCAAGCCCCGGGGAGGCGUGCUAGCAAGAGCGACACAUUUCGAGAUCACGAAAUGUGUCGACCGCUAGCCUUGAUCCUAAUCCUUCUCGCGGUUCUCCUGAAGGACCAUGCCUCCUCCGUGCAUGGGCAGCAGGCGCCGCCUGCUGUGCCCCUCGCGGCCCAGAAUUUCUUCAAUGAAGCUGAGAGUUCGGUGGAGUCUCUGGCCGCCAAUGCUAUUCUUAACUACAAGAACAGAGAAGCAUUGUUUACCACAUGCAACUCGAAUUCGAGAUGUUCUGCUUACGCCUGUCAGCCCGUGGACCUCUCUUCAAGUGGCUGGCAAUGUUUGGCCUCGCCCGGGAACAUAGGCUGUGGAGGAUCCGGAACUAGUUCAAGCUGUAAGAACGCCACUGUGUGGUCGAGUAGUUAUAUACGGCUGCCUCCGAAGGCCAAACAGUCUGACUUAACGUGUGACGCUCAGUUGUCGAUUUGUUCUCAAAAGGAUCUCGACUCGCAGUCCUUUGAGAAAAUAUUCUCGAACGAUGGUGGUCCAUUCAACAAAAUCGCGUGGUCGUAUUUCGGGUUCUCUAACGGAGUCUUUCGUAUCUACCCAGGAUUGGAGCUGCCUCCAAGUGAUUGCAAUCCAAGAUGGUAUGAUCCCAGAAAACGCCCGUGGUAUAAAGCCGUCACAGACGUGAGCAAGGAGGUUAUCGUCUUGCUGGAUACAGGGGGGCCAAUGGCAGAUGCACUGUCCUUGCGUGCAGGCUCUAAAGUCCAAGUCUUUUCCGCAGCUCAACAGAUUGUCACAGAAUUUCUGGAUACUCUGAACGCAGACGAUGUUGUCACAGUUUACAGCUUUGACAACGUGGGGACAACUUUGGUCAAUAAGAAGGUCCAAAUCUCAAACGAUGAUGCAACAUCUAAAAUCGUACUCGACCCCUUGAAGAAAGCCGUCAACGCGAUCACGGUCACGUCGAAUGGUGCACAAGCGAAUCUGACGGCGGCACUGGAUUCAACCGUCCUGCAAGGCGGAUUUGACGACUCCACGUCUCGAGUAGCGAGCUUGAAGAUCAUCAUCGUUAUCACAGGAGGAGAGCUCGCAGACGGUCCGACCGUCGAAGUUCCGCCCUCGAUCAGCCAAGGGGUGGACUCCCAACAGGUGCGGACCUUCAUCUACCAGCUGAGCGACAGCACCCCGGGCACUCCGACUCCGGGGGUGGCGGAUCUGAGCUCGCUCGCGUGCACUCUCGGCGGCUCCUACGACGAAGUCCCUCGUGACAACAUUCUCGACGACCCUCUCUCGACGCUGAGAUCCUUCUACAGCUACGUCGCAAGUCUCCGUUUCGCGUUGGAUGGACAGAAACCGCUAUGGGUCCCGUCGUACGCCGACGCGUACGCCAUCGGCAACGUGAUUACCGUCGCUUACCCAGCGUUCGACGGCGACGUCCUGAUCGGAGUAGCCGCCAUAGAUGUGCUGACGGACGCUGUCGAAGCGGAGUGGCCCAACGCCAUCGACAACUGGAGGAAACCCGCCGACAAGAAGCAAAGUCAGGGCUCGCCGGUCAACUGCACCGUAAACCUGGCACCAGACGCCGCAGUCUGUUCGGCCGGCAACUCCGCGGACCGGGGACUCUGCGCCGGCGACGUCGGGCCGAGAACGGACCUAGAGUACAAUGCCCGCACAUGCUGCGAGGGCUCGUGCUCCGCGAAUCUGCUGUCGUCGGAUGCCGGGAAUAAGACAUCGCAGUCGUUCUUCGACAAAGGCGGGAACAUUGCCCUCGUCGCGGUUCCCGGCAGCGUCGUCCUUGUCGUCUUGAUCUUGCUGUGCUUCUGUGGACGGAAGAUGUACGCGGCGUGCCACAGUUGUGUCGUCAUGUGGCUCACCCCCCCACCCGUGGUGAGCCCCACCACGGUUAUGUGGGGUUCGGACUGGGGUAAGGAGGUUGUGGGAAUGCGGCUAUCGUUCCCGGAUAACAGCAGAGUCGGGGGUACCCCCUCCACCGCCACCAGCACGACCAGCACGACGCAGUUGGUCAGCUCUCCGGACCCAUCGACGGUGGGCUCUCCCCAAGUUGCGACGACGGGGUCGAGACGCACGAAAUCUUCCCUGCAAGGAGAAGGGAAGGACUCUGCCUCCAAUAAUCGCGAUCCCUGGACAGAUUCGCUGUAGAUGUAUAGGCACGCAAGCGACAGAAAGUUUUGCAUUGAAUCUUGUAUUGUCUGUGACACCGAUCGUCGUCUUUUGGCAUCGCUUUUCUUUCCGAGAGUUAUCUGGACGUGUAGGGUAUUUCCAUCGAUCACUCCCUCCGAAAUGCCAUCUCCAGCUUGUACAUAUGUGGAACGAACUCAACUUUUUUGAGGUCAUGCGGGAGCAAUUUGAUGGCUCGUGAGAAGUAUCGCUUGGAUGCUGUUUACCAUUUGUACCAUGCAAAUAAAAAAAAAGAGCCUGAAGGUCAAGUACUUC